This is a messenger RNA of Vicia villosa (hairy vetch), 2066 nucleotides long. RefSeq names its product amino acid permease 3-like. Gene Ontology annotation, cellular component: plasma membrane. The transcript is spliced from 6 exons. The record is from RefSeq and is a predicted model, not a curated record. NCBI's taxonomy places the organism in Eukaryota, Viridiplantae, Streptophyta, Magnoliopsida, Fabales, Fabaceae. Bases 361 to 1812 code for a protein of 483 amino acids.
UUCACUGCAUAAUAAACUACUCACACGUUUAUUCAACUCUCUAGUAUUAUUAUAAAGCAAGUGAUCUCUUCAAAGAGAAGAAACACAUACACAUACACACAACAACCUCUUUGUGUCUCUUCCUUAAUCUAUCUUUGACUUCUAUCAUCACCAUUUUCGCCUGAACUUCCUAACUCUCAUUAUUAAACUCGUUUUCUUGACUUUCAUAUACUCACUUUCAUUAAUUUAACUUUCUAAUUACACAAGCUUCUUCCUCAUAAUAAAGUCUUAAUUAACCAUCUUUAUACUCCAUCUUGGUGUUCACUAAAUUCAACAAUAAUUACUCGUUAAGCCUAAUUAGUUUAUUUUGUUAUAACAAAAAUGGUUGUUGAGACGAAUGGUAACAACAAUCAUCAUCACCAAACAUUUGAUGUAUCAUCCAUUGAUCAACCACUAGACUCUAAGUUUUUCGACGACGAUGGUCGCGUCAAACGAACCGGCACAUCUUGGACUGCAAGUUCCCAUAUAAUAACAGCAGUGAUUGGCUCUGGAGUACUGUCUCUAGCUUGGGCUAUAGCUCAGCUUGGAUGGAUCGCUGGACCUGUUGUCAUGAUUCUCUUUGCUUGGGUUACUUAUUACACUUCCGUUCUUCUUUGUGAAUGUUAUCGUAAUGGCGAUCCCGAGAAGGGCAAGAGAAACUACACUUACAUGGAAGUUGUUAAUUCAAAUUUUGGUGGUAUUCAAGUCCAGUUAUGUGGGAUAAUUCAGUAUCUCAAUCUUGUUGGGGUUGCAAUUGGAUACACGGUAGCUUCUGCAAUAAGCAUGAUGGCAAUUGAAAGGUCGAAUUGUUUUCAUAGGAGUGGAGGAAAAGAUCCAUGUCAUAUGAACAGCAACAUUUACAUGAUUGCAUUUGGUGCAGUACAAAUUAUAUUCUCUCAAAUUCCAGAUUUUGAUCAGUUAUGGUGGCUUUCCAUUGUUGCUGCUGUUAUGUCCUUUACAUAUUCGACAAUUGGUCUUGGCCUUGGAAUCGGAAAAGUUAUAGAGAACAAAAAGUUUGCUGGAACUUUGAGUGGGAUAAAUAAUGUGACAAAAGCUCAGAAAACUUGGGGGAGUUUGCAAGCUCUUGGAGACAUAGCUUUUGCUUACUCAUUCUCCAUGAUUCUUAUAGAAAUUCAGGACACAGUAAAAGCACCACCUCCGUCAGAGUCGAAAGUAAUGAAGAAGGCUACACUAGUCAGCGUUAUAGUGACAACAUUUUUCUAUAUGCUAUGCGGUUGUUUCGGAUACGCAGCGUUUGGAAAUUCAAGUCCAGGAAACCUUUUAACCGGUUUUGGAUUCUAUAACCCAUUUUGGCUCCUUGACAUAGCCAAUGCUGCCAUAGUGAUCCACCUUAUUGGUGCCUACCAAGUUUACUGUCAACCCCUUUAUGCUUUCGUGGAAAAUUACGCGGAGAAAAGAUUCCCGGACAGUUAUUUUAUGAACAAGAACAUAAAGAUUCCGAUCCCGGGUUUAGAAAUGUAUAAACUCAACCUUUUCAGAUUGGUUUGGAGGACAGUUUUUGUGAUAGUGACAACUUUGGUAUCGAUGCUUCUUCCAUUCUUCAAUGAUAUUGUUGGGCUUCUUGGUGCACUUGGAUUUUGGCCUCUAAGUGUUUAUUUUCCAGUGGAGAUGUAUAUACUUCAAAAGAAAAUACCAAAGUGGAGCACAAAAUGGAUUUGCCUUCAAUUGCUUAGUGGUGCUUGUCUUGUAAUUACUAUAGCAGCUACAGUUGGUUCUAUUGCUGGGAUUUUCCUUGAUCUUAAAGUUUUUAAGCCAUUCAAGACUAUCUAUUGAUUGAAAGAUUGCAGUGAAUUUGUGUAUGAUCAACAUGAUUUGAGAGUUUUAUGACACACAAUUUCUGAUGCAGCUUGUGUGAAGAGAUGAAUAUUGAAGGAGGGAAUAUAGUACAUAGUUGUAAGACUAUUUUAUUAAAAGGAAAAAUAUUUAUAUUGUAUUAUUGUAUGGUUCACUUCUAUUAUUAUAAUACUUGUUAUAGUUUAUUGUAAUGGUGAGUUGAACCUUGAAAAUGAAAUAGUUUCUUAUUUUUC